Drosophila persimilis is the source of this 708-nucleotide messenger RNA. RefSeq lists its product as uncharacterized. Lineage: Eukaryota; Metazoa; Arthropoda; Insecta; Diptera; Drosophilidae. Gene Ontology annotation, biological process: sensory perception of smell. The transcript has 2 exons. Bases 1 to 708 code for a protein of 235 amino acids. Gene Ontology annotation, molecular function: odorant binding. The record is from RefSeq and is a predicted model, not a curated record.
AUGUUUUUUCGGAACCAAUUUCUGUUUCUGCUGUGCCUGGGCCUCAGCGAUCUGCUGCCACUGGCAUGGAGCCGAUCGCUGACUGUCACGCUAAACAUGUCCCUGACCCGUUCCGUGGAGGAGGACGAGAAGAAUCCAACGAAAGCAACGCUCACCGAGGACAUGCUGCAGUCGUGCAUCCGCAGGACAGAGAUCUCCAUGUCGCAGCUGAAGCUCUUCCACAUGAGCCUCCUGAACAACGACUACAACAACGAGAAUGAGGUGGUGCCCCCCAUACCCCUAGGCGAGAACAGUCUGCCAGACUCGGAGUACGGCAUCAGUUCGCAGAUGCCAUACCUUGACAUCAAGGGCAACGAGCCGCUACAGUGCUUCGUGAGCUGCCUGUACGAGAAUAUAGACGUCUACCGAUACAAUAUCCUGCUGGAGCAUGCUUUCCGUCAACAGGUACAGACCAUGCUGCAGAAGGAGAAGCCAGCGGUCAAGGAAUGCAGCGACCUCCAGGGCCGCACCCGCUGCGAGGCGGCCUACAAGCUGCACCUCUGCUACAAUCACCUGAAGACCCUGGAGGCGGAGCAGCGAAUAAGGGAUAUUAUCGAGCGGAGCGAAAUGGGGGAGGGUGAUCUCGGCCUAGACGGCGAGAAGGACCCCGCCGGCGAAGUCAUCGAUGGCAUUCAGCAUUCCAAUGAAGCCGAAUCUAAGGAGGAAUAA